This is a messenger RNA of Camelina sativa (false flax), 1094 nucleotides long. NCBI's taxonomy places the organism in Eukaryota, Viridiplantae, Streptophyta, Magnoliopsida, Brassicales, Brassicaceae. The record is from RefSeq and is a predicted model, not a curated record.
AAAUAUUUUCAGAAUAGCAGAGGACCCGUGUUCGAAACCCUCUCUUCACAAAAUCCCCAAAUUUUUUUUUUCGUUUCCGAAUUUCUUGCCGGCGGAAGACUGCCAUGGACUCAGGCGACCAACAGAUUCGCCGGAAAUCGAAGCGGAGGUUCCAACCAAGACCGCCGACGCCUUCUCUCCGGCCGAUUGUCCCAGCCAUCGUCAACACCGAAGCUGAAGAUGAUGAGGAAGAGAAUAAAAAAGCAGCUCGCCGCUUAGCCCAACGUAUCGGCAUUGGCCAGGGGAGACCCAAGAAGGAAACAAAAGCUUCUUCUUCCUCUGAAGUUGCAUUCCAGUCAGACUUCUCCUCACUUGCGAUAAAGUCGUUUGGGGUUCCUAAAGAAGAUGACAAGCGUGGUGGUUCUGAUGUUAUUUCCUCUUCUUCUUCUUCUUCUUCUGCUGCUGAUAUGCCUCUUGCUAUUAUUGCUCGAGAAGAUGAAGAUGAGGUUCAUGAUUUGGUUACAAGAAACGAGGAUGGCUACGUUGAACCUUGGGAUUAUAGAAACUCCUACUUUCCUACUGUUCUUCCUUUGAGAAACCCCAACUCUGGUGAUCCAGAACUUCUUGACCAGGAAGAAUUUGGGGAGUUGGCUAAACAUCGUGAUUAUGAUGAGAACAUCAACUCAGCAGAAGAACUUGGUCUGACAUCGGUGCAACACUGCAAAAAACAGAUGUUUUUCUUCAAGUUUCCAGACUCUCUCCCUGUAGUGAAGCAAUCGACAAGAACAAACACCAAGAGGUCGAUAUCGUCAGCGAGUAGUUCAACACGAAGCAACCCUUUUGAAGGUUUACCAGAAGGUUUCAUGGGCAAAAUGCUAGUUUACAAGAGCGGCACUGUCAAGUUGAAACUUGGAGAUGUCCUCUUCGAUGUCUCUCCAGGUCCAAAUGCAAAAUUUCAUAACGAUGUGGCAGCAAUUAACACCAAAGGGAGGCACUGCUGUCGCAUUGCUUCUUCAGCGAAGCUUGUGACCGUUACUCCCGAUGUUGAGUCUCUUUUGAACACUGCUUCGGACAUGGAAACACACAAGUACAAGUGAAGGUCGUUCUGGACGGUC